Molecule: messenger RNA, 1409 nt
Organism: Amborella trichopoda
Lineage: Eukaryota; Viridiplantae; Streptophyta; Magnoliopsida; Amborellales; Amborellaceae
Product: sugar transport protein MST3
Biological process (GO): monosaccharide transmembrane transport
Cellular component (GO): membrane
Molecular function (GO): monosaccharide transmembrane transporter activity
Source: RefSeq, a predicted model, not a curated record
CAAUAGAAUAAAUACAACCACCUAAUUUCACACCCGGAUCAAAAUUAAUUGUAACCACCUUGUACCAUGUAAUUGUAGACUUUUCCUUAAUUCAUAUGAGAGAUUCUUUUAGUCAUUCAUUAGUUUCAUAAACAACAUCUGAUUUUACAUCUCACUUUGUUGGACUGACUAAGUUAUUCUAAAACUCUGCUAAGUAAUCCCAUUAACAUGAGAGACAGAGCGCUCACUCUUCUCUUCCAUUGCAGUCGGUCCCACUCUACUUGUCAGAGAUGGCGCCGCCCAGGCUUCGUGGCGCCCUGAACAUUAUGUUCCAGCUCGCUAUUACCGUGGGCAUCCUCAUGGCCAACCUCAUAAAUUACGGCACAAACAAGAUGAAGGGUGACAUAGGAUGGAGAGUGUCCCUUGGCCUCGCUGCGGUCCCUGCCAUCAUCAUGACCGUCGGAUCCAUUUUCCUCCCCGACACGCCAAACUCCCUCAUCGAGCGUGGGAAAAACGACAUAGCCAGGGCCAUGUUACAGAAGAUCAGAGGUACUACUGAUGUGGGGGAAGAGUUUAACGAUCUCAUCGAGGCCAGCGAAGCUUCACAGAAGGUGAAACAUCCCUGGAAGAACAUCUUGAAGAGGAGGUACAGGCCGCAGCUGGUCAUGGCCAUUAUGAUACCAACCUUUCAACAGUUGACUGGGAUCAAUGUGAUCAUGUUCUAUGCCCCAGUACUCUUCAGGACCAUCGGAUUUGGCAGCGAUGCUUCGUUGAUGUCGUCCGUGAUCUCAGGUCUGGUAAACAUGGUCGCCACCCUCGUGUCAGUGUGGACUGUCGACAAGGUUGGCCGUCGAUUCUUGUUCCUUGAGGGAGGGCUGCAGAUGUUCGGUUCGCAGAUUGUCGUUGCUGCUCUCAUUGCCGUGAAUUUCGGUCUCACAGGCCAGGGCACCUUCUCUAAAACCUAUGCCGAUUUGGUGGUCUUCUUCAUAUGCAUCUACGUCUCUGCCUUUGCGUGGUCCUGGGGACCAUUGGGCUGGCUGGUCCCCUCUGAAAUCUUCCCCCUUGAGAUCAGGUCUGCUGGUCAGAGCAUCAAUGUCUCUGUGAACCUGCUCUUCACCUUCAUCAUUGCUCAAGUUUUCUUGUCCAUGCUCUGUCACAUGAAGUUUGGUCUCUUCUUCUUCUUCGCCGCCUUCGUGGGUCUCAUGACUGCAUUCAUUUACUACUUUUUGCCUGAGACCAAGAAUAUUCCAAUUGAGGAGAUGGAGGAAGUAUGGAAGGAUCACAAGUUUUGGGGGAAGGUGAUCAGGGAUGAAGAUGAGAAGGACAUUGAGAUGAGUUGAGCUGAGGGAGGACAUGAACACACACUCUCUCUAGAUCCCCCUGUUCUAUUUUUCUUUGUUUUCUUCCAGGUUUAGGACUGGUGAUUUUUA